UAUUGCAAUGUGUUGUCAGUCCUAUUGUAUUGAAUGAAUAUUGGGUCGGUUUGUCAGUCUUUUUCAUGAAUUGAAUAUUGAGUCCUUUGAGUCCUUUUCUGUCUUUUUCAUCCUUGAAUUUUUGCUUUUCAGACCUACUGUGUUUGACAAGGUGGAUAUGCAUAUAUAUCAUGGGGGUAAAAUGACAACAGUACCAAAUUUUCAAUAUAUUGGUGGUGCAUGUGACGUUUUAAAGGGAUGGGGCAUAGAUGAGAUAAGUUCAAUUGAGGUGGGCAACGCUGUCAAGAGCUUUGGAAAUGCCAGUUUUAAAAGUGUGUGGUAUAAGAACCCAAAAAGUGAAGGUGUCACUUGUCUUAAGCCACUAAACUGUGAUGCAGAUACUAUUUGUUUCUUGGAAGAUGUCAAAGGGGUUGGUGUGGUUCAUGUUUAUGCUGAACAUGACUCUGAGGUAGAGGUACAACAUGGUGUGGAGACUGCUGAUGUUGAGAUACUAGACAGGGAUGAGAGUGUUGGUGUUGCACAGGCUGUUGGUGGUGGUGAGGGUGAGGGUGUUGGUGUUACUCCGGCUGUUGGUGUUGAGGGUGUUGGUGGUGGUGAGGGUGUUGGUGUUGGUGAGGGUGAACAAGUGGUUGUUGCUGAGGGUCAUGUUGUUGACAGUGUUGAUGUUGAGGGAAAUCAUGAUUCUGGGGAUGAUGAAUACAAUCCUGAGGUUGAUAAUGAAAGUGAUUCUGAUUCUGACUUCUCAUUUGAUGAUAGUGAUUAUGAGGAGAAUUAUGACUGGAUGAGUGUGCUGCCUCCUGAAUCUCUUAUAAAUUUUCCACCAGAGCCAGGUUUUGCUCCAUCUGUUUUUGAAGGUGAUGCAUCUAGACUAUCAAAUCCCUCAAGACUUUCAGACUUUGAUGAUGAAGAUGGGGAUUCAGAUCACUUUGAAAGCCCAGCUGGCAGUGAUGCUGAAGAAAACAGUAAGAAUAAAUUUCCCAUGUUUAGGCAGCCUCAGGAAGGUGAACUUGUUUCAUUUGAGAAGGGUCAAAUAUUCAACUCUAGAGCUCAGUUCAAGGGUGCUGUUAGAGACUUUGCCCUAGAACAAAGGAAGAAUCUUUGGUUCAAAAAAAAUGAUAAGACUAGGGUGCUUGUGGAGUGUGCUGAAGAAUGUCCAUUCUACAUGAGGAUUACUAGAACCAAGUCCAGGCCUUACUUUCAGCUAGUUGGAUUUAACCCUACACAUACAUGCAGUAGGACUGCAAGGAAUAGGCAAGCCACCAUAUCCUGGCUUGCAAGAAAGCUGAUGCCUAUUUUAAGGCAUACUCCUAACAUGAAGCGUGCUGGAAUUAUUGAGGAGGUGAGAAUAAGGUGGGGCAUCUUGAUUGACAAAGCUAAAGCAUACAGGGUAAGAGUUGCAGCUGCAGAAUUGCUACAAGGAGCAAGUAGUGAUCAAUAUUUGCAUGUGAGAAAGUAUGCAGCAGAGUUGAUUAGAAGCAAUCCGGGAACGACUGCAAUACUGAAGACCAUAGAUGAAGGUGACCAUGCUGUCUUUGAGAGGAUCUAUAUAUGUUUUGCAGCCUCAAAAAAUGCAUUUGCAAGGCACUGCAGGCCCUUAAUUGGCCUAGAUGGUUGCUUCCUCAAAGGUUUAUAUGGGGGGCAACUGCUUACUGCUGUUGGGAAAGAUGGAAACAAUCAAAUGUUUCCAAUAGCAUAUGCAGUAGUGGAGGCUGAAACCAGUGACUCAUGGGCUUGGUUUGUGAAUCUUCUUAUUGAUGAUCUUAACAGUGUGGAAAGAAAAAAUUGGGCUUUCAUUUCUGACCAACAAAAGGGUCUAGUACCUACACUUCGUCAGUUGGGUGAGAAUGUAGAACACAGGCUCUGCGUGAAGCAUUUGUAUGGGAAUUUCAGGAAGAGAUAUCCAGGCAAUGAGCUAAAGCUUGCAAUGUGGUCUGCAGCCAGAGCAAACACUGUUCCAGAGUUUAAUGUUGCAAUGGAUGAGUUGAAAGCCCUUAAUGAAGAGGCUUGGCAAGAGUUGAGGCAGAUUCCUCCUGCUCAAUGGUCCAGAUCUGGUUAUAGCAAUGACACAUGUUGUGAUCUUCAGGUAAACAACAUGUGUGAAGCGUUUAACAGAGCCAUACUUGAGCACAGGGACAAACCCAUCAUUACUUUACUGGAGGGUCUCAAGUUCUAUAUGACAAAUAGGAUUGUUAAACAAAGAAGUCUCAUGCAAAGGUGGACAACUGGAUUGUGCCCUUCUGUUCAGAAAAAAGUGGAAAUCUCAAAGGAUUAUUCUGAUAGAUGGACUGCUGUUUGGGAUGGGGAUAUUCCAAUGAAUGAGUUCUCAGUAUUUAAGGGUAAUGACAAGUUUGUUGUUGAUCUGGGGCUUGGAACAUGUGCCUGUAGGAGAUGGCAGCUAUCUGGUAUUCCAUGUUCCCAUGCAGUAGCAUGCAUGUGGUUUUGUAACCGUGCACCUGAGGAUUAUGUGAACAUAGCUCUUAGGAGAUCCACAUUUAUGGAUACUUACUCUUUUCUCAUCCGAGGUAAUAAUGGACCCAAGUUAUGGAAUGAUGUCCCAGGUCUUCCAAUUACCCCACCUUACAUGAGAAGAGCUGUAGGAAGGCCUAGAACAGCUAGGAGGAAGAACAAUGAUGAGCCAAAGAACCCAAAUUCCCUUAGGAGGUACAACAAAACUGUACAAUGCAGGCGGUGUGGAGAAUAUGGACAUAAUAAAAGGACCUGCAAGGGAAAGGCUGCAGCUGACAGAGAAAUUCCUACUGGAGGAAACAGGAACAAUAAAAAAAGACUUCAUCCUGAGAUGAGGAAACAUAGAGGGGGUGGAGGCAUCAGUAUUAAUGAACCUGGUUCAAGUUCUCAACAACCAGGUUAUCAAGCACCAGAUUCUCAACCUCUAACUCAAGGCAUGCCUCGGCCAAGUCAGAGUCAGCCAUCACAACCAGGAGUUGCCAUAGUAGAUGAAGCUACAGCAGGAGCUGCUACAAGAAGAGGUAGAGCAAAGGGAAAAGGAGCUGCAACAGGGGAUGGAGCUGCAACUGGGAAUGAAGCUGCAACAGGGAGAGGAAAAGCAAAAGUAAAAGAACCUGCAGCAAAGGGGAAAGCAAAAGAACCUGCAGCAAAUGCAAAAGAUGCAACAGGGAAUGGAACCAAAAAGAGGAGUUAUGGACAGUUUAAGGGAACUAAGAAGUGAUUGUGUACCUCUAAAGAAGUUGAACCAUUAGACUUGUGCUGUUAUGUUUGAAGUAUUACUUUUUGAAUUAGACUUGGGAUGUACUUGAGCUGUAAUGUUUUGUCCUUACUUUUUGAACCAUUAGACUUGGGAUGUAUUAAUGAUUGGUGUACUUGAGCUGUUAUAUUUUGUCCUUACUUUUUGGACCAUUAGAAUUGGGAUCCAUAUUUUGUAAUAGCCAUGUUGCUG
Lotus japonicus is the source of this 3415-nucleotide messenger RNA. RefSeq lists its product as uncharacterized. Gene Ontology annotation, molecular function: nucleic acid binding; zinc ion binding. Bases 158 to 3187 code for a protein of 1009 amino acids. NCBI's taxonomy places the organism in Eukaryota, Viridiplantae, Streptophyta, Magnoliopsida, Fabales, Fabaceae. The transcript has 4 exons. The record is from RefSeq and is a predicted model, not a curated record.